AUGCAGCCAUCUGCGUCUAACCCCUCCGCAUUCGCCCCGGCGCGCCCCAGCCUGCGUCACUCUGCAUCAGUUGCGGGCCCAGUUGCAUCAGCAACGGGUGAACGCAACAGUCGCCUCAGGUCGGGAUCUCUCACGCUCCCCAGCCGCGGGCUUUCCAACGCGUUCCCGUCCGUCCUGUCGACGUCCUGGCUGACGUCGGGCGGUGGCGCAGGUUUCACCACGUUGGACGAGUUGCACUCAAUGACCUCCGGCGAGUCGCAGUCCGGCGACUUCGACGUGCAUACAUUGGACUAUCUGGGCUUGGACGACGCGCACCUCGGUCAUGACUUGCACCGUCUGCAGCCACAGGCGGCUACCAUCUCGGAACUGCGAAACCAGAUGCAGCAGAACCUGGCUGGCAAUCUCACGACAAACCCGUCGCGCCUGCGCGCGAGCACCGUCUCGAACCCGUAUCGCGCGAGGCCGUCGGCAAACUCGCUGAUGCCUACACCUGCUGCCGAAGAAGAGGAGGAGUACUUUGACGAAUAUAACGACCGCCACACUACGUUUAGUCGACAGCGCCUCAACAGCUACGAAGUGUCUGGCCCCGAUGCCUACUCGCAGUACGUUGCGCAGGGCUUCAAGUCUACGGACCACCUUGCGCCCGCUCGCCCCCGCGCCAUCUCGGUUGGCAACCUAGAGGAGCCCAUGCGCACCAUCACCCGUCGCGCUACGACUGCCGACCUCCACCCCUACGUGAACAAUCUGGACAUGCAACCGCCGCCUCUACCGGUGCCUCAAAACAUCCCGCCUACGAUACCUAGCCCUGCUACAAUCCUGAAGGAGAAGCUGACCGCUCGUGGGGGCACGUCCCCGAACGUGAACUUCCCGAACGGUGAGCAGCCCCGCGGUUCCUCGUACCUCGCAGCGCCGGGUGGUCAGAACCGCUCUGUGUCUCCCAAGUCCGAGCCCCAGUCUCAGCAGGCGCAGACCCCCACGAGGUCCCUCUGGAUUGGCAACCUCGACAGCGCUGUCACGAGCGAGCAACUUAUCCACCACUUCGCACCCUACGGUGCCAUUGAGUCGCUCAGGCUGCUCCCUGAGAAGGAGUGUGGCUUCGUGAACUUCGUUGAUCAGGCGGACGCCAUCCGCGCGAAGGACGAUGUACUGAACAGGCUGGGGGGUAACAUCGGCAUGCCGAAUGGCCAGACCGUUCGCAUUGGCUUCGGGAAGGCCGACAGUGCGCCUGUCGCGCCGGCGAAAGGCAACCCCACGAGCCCUGGACCCACUGCUCAGGCAGCGUCCAAGUCGGUGGCGACUACCCCGGGGAUGGCGGGCAUGGAGUCGCAGUUGCAGUCUACGCCCACUCGUGCGCUUUGGAUUGGGUCUAUUCCAUCCACAACCACGCCUGCCACGAUUUUGAGCGUGUUCAGCCCUUACGGUCCUAUUGAGUCUGCGCGUGUUCUUACUCACAAGAACUGUGGCUUCGUCAACUUCGAGCGUCUGGAUGAUGCUGUUCGCGCUCGCAAGGCGCUGAACGGCCGCGAUGUCUUGGGCAGCGACGUUGGUGCCAUUCGCAUCGGCUUCGCCAAGGUCCCCGUCAAGAAUGGUGCGGAGGGCGGUGAGGAGAACGCGCCUGCGACGUCUGUCACGGGUGUAGGCGAUCUUAGUGUUGGUGCUACCAUCCAGGCUCUGCGCAACGUCAAGGGGGCGUCCACGAUUCCCUCGGACCAGCAGGUGCUGAGCGGCAUGGUGGAGAACUACCGGUCGAACCUCUUGCUGAGCAUGAUCGCUUCGGGCAAGCACAACUUGCCUGCGGAGGCCGGCUCCAUUCUGUCCAGCCUGGCGGCGGCUGUGACCGAGCAGCAGAUGAUCAUGCGCGAGCUGAGCGGUGGCGACCCGUCGGCGGAGCAGGACAUCGCAUCUCUCGCAGAGUUCCGCCCGCCUACGAUGUACUACACGCAGAUACCCUCUGUGACGGAGCGCUCGCACAACAGGCGCUGGGAUGCGGCUAAGCUGCGCGACUUGCGCAAGCGAUUGGAUUCGGGCACCAUGACUGUCGAGGACAUCGACGGCAUCGUCGGCGAGUUUAUCGAGGGCGAGAUCGUUGACCUCGCGUCGGAUUGGCUCGGCAACACGGUCGUGCAGAAGUUAUUCGAGAAGUGCAGCGCCGCCCCGAGGCUAGCCAUGCUGGAGCGGUUGGCGCCUCACCUCGCCAUGAUUGGCAUCCACAAAAAUGGCACUUGGGCCGCGCAGAAGGUCAUCGAGUGCGUGCAGACGAUGGAGGAGAUCAUGCUGGUGUCGCAGAACCUGCGCCCCUAUGCUCCGCCUCUUCUCCUGGAUCAGUUCGGCAACUACGUCGUACAGUGCUGCCUGCGGUUCGGAAGCCCGAACAACGACUUCAUUUUCGACGCCAUGGUCGACCGUAUGUGGGAGAUUGCGCAGGGCCGCUUCGGCGCCCGCAGCAUGAGGGCAUGCCUCGAAAGCCCCCACAUCACCGUCAACCAGAAGAGGCGCGUCGCCACAGCCAUCAUACUCAACUCGAUCCCCCUCGCCACCAACCCCAACGGCGCCCUCCUCCUGACGUGGCUCUUGGACACGUCCGAGUUCCCGUCGCGUUACAUGCUUUUGGCGCCUCGCUUCACGCCCCACCUCUCGCAUCUGUGCACGCACAAGCUUGCGUCGCUCACGGUGCUGAGGAUUGUGAACCAGAAGUAUGAGCCCGAGGCAUCGUUCCAGAUCGUCGACGCGCUAUUCAACUCGCCGGGUGACCAUGUCCUCACCGACGUUCUCGGCGACCAGGUCAACGGCGUCUCAGUGGUGCACAAAAUCCUUACGAGCAACUUCAUCGCUCCGGAGAACAAGGCCCGCUACAUCGAGGCGACGAAGAGGGUGUUGAUCGAGCUGAAGGUCAUCGCGACCCAGGCGUACCGCCGCCUGAUUGAGGAGGUCGGGCUGCCCGUGCCGAACUUCCAGCCGACGUACAACAACCUCCCGCCGAGCGGUGGCAAGUCGAAGAACUCGCAGAACAGCAACUACAACAUGCCUGGGCUGCCGCAGACGUACGCGAACAACGACCAGGGCCUGCAGGCGAUGAUGGCGAGCCUGCAAAUGGGUGGGCAGAACGCGCAGGCGGGGCCGCCGCAGCUGCACGUUGAUCCGGGUUACAACAACCCGACGCCGCCGCGCCGCACGCCGAGCUACUCUCCCUCGCCUGCGGCGGAGACGUACUCGCCAGCGUAUGGCCGCUCCUCGGAUGCGCCGACGCCACGCGGUGGAAUGCGCCGCAACCCAUCCCUGCCGUCGAUGACGCCGCCGUACUCGCAGUCGCCUGCGAUGACGCCGUCGAACAGCCAGGGCGGCUACGCGCCCCAGCCGACGUACGCCUCGGGCCCGCUGACUUCGCAGAACAUGCCUCCGGGCCUCUACCAGCAGUACAUUUACCAUGCGCAGUACCCGCCGAGCCCGAACAUGAACAUGGGCACCACCUUCCACUCCCAGCCUUGA
Messenger RNA from Schizophyllum commune H4-8, 3486 nucleotides. RefSeq lists its product as uncharacterized. Gene Ontology annotation, molecular function: RNA binding. The transcript has 6 exons. NCBI's taxonomy places the organism in Eukaryota, Fungi, Basidiomycota, Agaricomycetes, Agaricales, Schizophyllaceae. The coding region runs from base 1 to 3486 and encodes 1161 amino acids. The record is from RefSeq and is a predicted model, not a curated record.